AUGGCGACAGCAACGCUGAACUUCAUCACAUUCAACCAGGACCACGGGUGCCUGGCGGUCGGAACCUCAAGAGGCUUCCGCAUCUACCACACCGAACCGUUCUCCAAGAUAUUCUCGAGCGAAGACGGCAAUGUAUCGAUAAUCGAGAUGCUUUUCUCCACCUCUCUGGUCGCCCUAAUAUUAUCCCCGAGACACCUGAUAAUACAAAACACGAAGCGAGGCUCUGUUAUCUGCGAACUCACUUUCCCAUCUGCCGUGCUAGCCGUGAGGCUAAACCGCAAGCGACUUGCCGUUGUCCUUGAGGAUGAGAUAUACCUCUACGACAUUGCCAACAUGUCACUUCUAUUUACGAUAGCUACCUCCCCGAACCCAAGCGCCAUAUGUGCACUCUCGCCAUCGUCCGAAAACUGCUUCCUCGCCUACCCGCUACCCAAGCCACGAGAGGACAAAGACGACAAACGACCCAGCCACGCACCCCCUCUCCCAACAUAUAUCCCACCAACCUCUGGAGAUGUUCUCAUCUUCGACGCCAUCACCUUGAAAGCCGUCAACGUUAUUGAGGCACACCGCUCGCCCCUGUCCUGUAUCGCCAUAAACAGCGAGGGCACGCUUCUGGCGACGGCUUCCGAGACUGGUACUAUCAUCAGGGUGUUUACCGUGCCGAAGGGGCAGAAGCUGUACCAGUUCCGCCGCGGCACCUAUCCCUCGACAAUAUAUAGCAUGUCGUUUAAUCUCAGCUCCACCCUGCUUUGCGUCUCGUCAACAUCCGAUACAGUGCACAUUUUCCGCCUCGGCGGACCCAACAACGGAGCGUCGGGUGCAGCUGGUGCUGCAGGUGGCGCAGGAGAGAUCCUGACAGCCAGCCCAGGACAGGAUAUUACUGGUUCUCCGCGCGCAGACCGUUGGGCCAGAUCUAGGAGCUACGACAGUGGCAAUGAAUCGCCUGGCAGUGGCAGCGAAGCUAACGACAUCGCGGGGUCUCCGUCUCCUAGGGACCGCCCAACCGUUGCCAAUAGGAGACAGAGUGGUUCUUUUAGCAACAUCCUGCGUCGUUCUUCACAGAUUAUGGGUCGCAGCGUUGCCGGAGUUGUCGGCUCGUAUCUGCCACAUACUGUGACGGAAAUGUGGGAGCCAGCGCGCGACUUUGCAUUCAUUAAAAUCCCAAAGUCGGCCUCCACAAGGCAAAACAAUACAGCAGGCGCUGCCCCCUCGCUCCCCAUCACAGGCGAGCCUCUGCGCAGCGUGGUUGCGAUGAGUAGUAGUAGCCCGCAGGUGAUGGUGGUAACUAGCGAUGGCAAGUUUUAUGUGUACAACAUCAACAUGGAGACUGGAGGUGAAGGGUAUCUAGUCAGACAAUACUCGAUCUUGGAGAAUGAUGACAAGCACGACUCUUCUUCGGCAUAUGAGUCUUAG
Molecule: messenger RNA, 1413 nt
Organism: Pyricularia pennisetigena
Lineage: Eukaryota; Fungi; Ascomycota; Sordariomycetes; Magnaporthales; Pyriculariaceae
Exons: 3
Coding region: 1-1413 (470 amino acids)
Biological process (GO): protein lipidation; autophagy of mitochondrion; protein localization to phagophore assembly site
Cellular component (GO): cytosol; fungal-type vacuole membrane; extrinsic component of membrane
Molecular function (GO): phosphatidylinositol-3-phosphate binding; protein binding; phosphatidylinositol-3,5-bisphosphate binding
Source: RefSeq, a predicted model, not a curated record